CUAUUUUUAUCUAACUCAUAUAGAAGGCUUCCAUCCGAAUUAUCAAUACCAUUAAAUAAUGAAGACUCGACAUUUCUAAGCUAUGAUCAAAAUGAACUGGAUAGUACAAUUUCACCAUCAAGUAAUUUGGUGGUACAUGUAACAAGUGUGUAUAGAACACCUGAUAAAUUGCAUACAACUGUUAAAUAUCUUAUAGCUGAUCAUCGUUUUCAACCAGUUGAUUCAAAAUGGAGAGAAAAUAUAAGUAAAAAAUUAGAAUUUCAAACAGGAAAACCAUACAACCUCCAACAAUCAAAUAAAAUGUUAAAAUCUCCGAAAUACAAUAAAGAUACAGGAAUUACUUUGGAUACAAACGAAUUUUUUAGAAUUAUAUCUCUUUUAUUUAGUGGAACACAAGAAAAUUACGAAAUUUUACGUACUAAAGUUUUUGAAACUAUUUCUAAGAGCCAUUAUAUUGUUAAUAUUAUGAGAGAUUUAUACAGCGUUGACACAUAUUUUCAAGGAGAAGAUUUUAAAAAUUGUGAUACAAUCACAAUGUUAGUUACAAGUUAUGUUAUUGAAACAAGCAUUUAUGUAUAUGUAAAAGUGUGGGACUAUUGGUUAUACUUACCAAAAGAAUUUCCUAAAGAAAAUUUUUCUAAAAUUAGUGAAGAAAAAUGUAUUUAUUUAUAUAAUGAAGGAAGGCAAUUUUUUAUAGUUGAAGAUGUAGCUGAAUAAUAUAAUAUAAAUAUAUACAAAGUGAAUCGUUUAUCAUAAACAACUUAUUUACU
Molecule: messenger RNA, 770 nt
Organism: Daktulosphaira vitifoliae (grape phylloxera)
Lineage: Eukaryota; Metazoa; Arthropoda; Insecta; Hemiptera; Phylloxeridae
Source: RefSeq, a predicted model, not a curated record